AUGCCCGCGCUCGUCCUCGGCGUCGCGCCCGGCCUCCUCGGGGAGCCGCGCGGGUUGGGCGCGCUCCCAGGCGCAUUCCUGGCCGGGCAGCCCCUCCUCCUCGGCCUUGGCCAAGGGACUGGCGCCUCCCCGCCUCGCUGCGAUUGUCUCGUGCGGGCGGCUGCGGACGCUCCUGGACGCUGCGGCUGCAGGUCUGCGCGCGGCGCACCUGGACCCGGGACUGCGCCUCCCGAGCGCGGCGGGCCCGGCUGCGCUCCGGGGCUCCCGCCUCCCUCCCUGCCCGAGCCGCUCGGGGCCGCGCGGAGCCCCGCUCCCCGCAGGGGCGGCUGCGGCAUCGGCUUGGGACAACCUCGGCAGGGAAGGCAAAGUUAUUUCCCCUUCCCAAGCAGAAAGGUUCCGAUUGGCAAGAUGGUGCCCAACUGUCCCCGCGCGCUCUUCCUCCUGCUGCUUUUCCUCGCCUGCCCCGAAUCGCGGGCUUCCCAGAACUGUCUCAACAAACAGCAGCUCCUCUCCGCUAUCCGCCAGCUGCAGCAGCUGCUCAAGGGCCAGGAGACACGCUUCGCCGAGGGUGUCCGUCACAUGAAGAGCCGGCUGGUGGCGCUGCAGAGCUCUGUGAGCAGAGCGGGCCCGGACACGCCCCCAGUCUCCUGCCCUGCUCUGAGCACCCCUCCAGACGGCAGAAAGUUUGGGAGCAAGUACUUAGUGGAUCACGAAGUCCAUUUUACCUGCAACGCUGGCUUCCGGCUGGUUGGGCCCAGCAGCGUGGUGUGUCUUCCCAACGGCACCUGGACGGGAGAGCAGCCCCGCUGUAGAGAUAUCAGCGAAUGCUCCAGCCAGCCUUGUCAGAAUGGUGGCACAUGUGUGGAAGGUGUCAACCAGUACAAAUGCAUUUGUCCUCCGGGAAGGACGGGGAGCCGCUGUCAGCAUCACGCCCAGACUGUCGCCCUCGAGGGCAGCGAAGCGGGGGACCCUGCCUUCAGCCGCGCGCCGCGGUGCGCGCAGGUGGAGCGGACGCAGCACUGCAGCUGCGAGGCCGGAUUCCACCUGAGCGGCGCCGCCGGGGACAGCGUCUGCCAAGAUGUGAAUGAAUGCGAGCUCUACGGACAGGAGGGGCGCUCCCGGCUCUGCAUGCACGCCUGCGUGAACACCCCCGGCUCCUACCGCUGUGCCUGCCCCAGCGGAUACCGGACCCUGGCCGAUGGCAAGAGCUGUGAGGAUGUCGAUGAGUGUGUGAGCCCGCAGCACGUGUGCCCCCGGGGUACCGUGUGCAUCAAUACGGGUGGAGGCUUCCAGUGCGUCAGCCCCGAGUGCCCCGAGGGCAGCGGCAACGUGAGCUACGUGAAGACCUCUCCGUUCCAGUGUGAACGGAACCCCUGCCCCAUGGACAGCAGGCCCUGCCGCCACAUGCCCAAGACCAUCUCCUUCCAUUACCUCUCUCUGCCCUCCAACCUGAAGACGCCCAUCACGCUCUUCCGCAUGGCCACGGCCUCGGCCCCCGGCCGGCCUGGACCCAACAGCCUGCGAUUUGGGAUCGUGGGUGGGAACAGCCGCGGCCACUUUGUAAUGCAGCGCUCGGACCGCCAGACAGGGGAGCUGAUCCUGGUCCAGACCCUGGAGGGACCUCAGACACUGGAGGUGGAUGUUGACAUGUCCGAAUACCUGGACCGCUCCUUCCAGGCCAACCACGUGUCCAAGGUCACCAUCUUUGUGUCCCCUUAUGACUUCUGAGGGUGCCAUGGGGUCACGGUGUGCAGCAGUCUGGGCUCAUUUCUCUUCCUCAAAGACUCAGCUGCGGGCGUUGACUGCGACAGACAUCUCUCCCCACCCAGCCCACCGCCCAUCUGCCUGUCCCCCACGUUCCUAGGGCAGCGCCGCACUCUGUCCCAGGAAGUGGCACCAAAGCGCAGCCCCAAACCCAAGCUACUGCCAUCACAUGUUUUUCUGCUUUAAGGCCCUCGCCUUAGGUUAUGCACUUUCGCAGUUGUUUUUUUUUUUUUUUACAGAGGAAUGGGCAGCUUUUCAAAAUGCUGUGUUGAGUGGCAUUGUGAGCUUGAACUAGCUAGGGAGGGAAGAGCUUACGGCAUGUGUCUGAGAUGACUGUCCAGCCUCCUGUAUUGUUAUAGUCAAGCCUUGUUAUGAAGUAGUUCUGGUCAUGCUGAGGGUCAAAUCAUGCCCCUGUGCACGUGGCAUGGGAUGGGGGGGCAGGGUUCCCUUCCACGACCCAGCACGUUCUUGUCUGCAUUCCCCUCUGUGACACGCCUGCCAGCCUUCUCAUCAGAGGGCCGUGGCAGGGCCUGGUCCCCAGUGCAGAUUCAUCCACAUCAAGGAACCAAUGUUCACGUGUAGAUUUUGCCUGAAUUAAUUCCCUUUCGAGAAAUCAUAUCUCAAAACGUAACCUGCUAUUAUAACUGAAGAAGUAAGUCUGUGGCUCAUCCCUGCCCACCUGGCCUGUCCCUGACCAUGAGCUAGCCCAGUUCCUCCUAGGAGGGGGUACCUGGUCCUCUUCCUGUCUAGGCUGGACCCACUGGGAUAAAUGAAUAAGAAAACACAGCCCUUUCCAAGGAAUACAGUUUCAUGUUAUUUGGCAAGGGGCUUCCAAAACUUUUUAUAAGGUAGCACUGCAAACACAUAGCGAAGUACAGACAAUAGAAGGAACCCCACGUCCAAAUCACCAGCUUCAACAAUCACCUCACGGCCAAUCUUGCUUCAUCUCUGCUCUCACCCCACCCCACGAUGAUUCUGAAGCAGAUCCUGGACCUCACGUCAUUUCAUCCGUAAAUAUUUCAGCAUUAUCUCUAAACCAUAAGAACUUUAAAAAAGCAUAACCUCAAUAUCAAUGACACCUAAAAAAUCAGCAAUAAUUCCUUAAUACCUUCAAGUAUUUAGUCAUGGUUCAAGUUUCUGAGUGGCUCGUGAUUUUUUUUGUUUGAAUUAGGUCCAUGCUCUGUAAUUUGUUGAUUCACUUCUUAAAUCUCUAAUCUGUAGCGGUGGUUCUCACGCUUUAAAAUAUAUUGAGACAACCUGGAGGCUUGUUGGAAGAAGCCUCCUUUGUCCUUGUUAGAAGGUCCUUUGUCCUGUAGAAUUUCUCACAGUCUGGGUUUUCCUGAGUCUGUCUCUGUAGUGUCUUCUUUUUUUUUUUUUAACAUCUUUAUUGGAGUAUAAUUGCUUUACAUUGUCUGUAGUGUCUUUGAACAUGGUCCUCUGUCCUAUUUAUUUCUUAUAUAUCAGUAGUUAUAUCUAGAAAUUCAGUCAGACUCCAGUUAGGUUUAUUUUCGCAAGACUACUUUAUUGGUGGUGAUUGAUAGGUUCUUCCAGGGGGAGCUGUUGCACAGCUAGCCCACCCACCUGUCCUGGACUUCAUCUCUAGUUGCCUCUCUUUUCUGAUGUUAACAACUAUUGAUGAUUAUUCCAUAGAUCCCACUACUUCUUUAGGGGUUGCAAAUAGUAUUCUAGUGCUACUGUUUCUUCGUUUAUUAGCUGGCAUACCUUAUAAGGAGAAACUUCCUUUCAUCAGUUAUUUGGUUGCCCUGAGGUUUGGUUUGUACAGGAGAGACUGGAUACAUUUUUUACUUCUUCCCCUUUGUCAGUUUCCAAGGUGGUUCCCUGGCAUCUUUCCAAGCUGUCCAGGGAGAGUUGUUUUCUUUCUUACUGGAAACAUUACAUUACAUUAUGAACUCAUGGUUUAAACAUAUUUGAUAUGUACGUUUCAAUCCAUUGCAGUUCUUAUCUUUCCUGUCACUCAGAUUGUCCUCUUUGGCUCUUGUGAACUGCUUCAAGUUGGCUGAUUCUUUUUGACAUGACCCUAGUGGUCUCUAAUAAGAGCUUUGUAGUUAUCUUGUAUGACAAGACGUUUCAAGCUCAUCUUGUACAUGCUCCAGCCCUGAAGUUAUCGAUUUUUUUACCCAGGGAUCCCUGGUUCCUUUCAGUGGGGAAUGGUCAUUAGAGAUCAAAAUCUGAGUGUAAGGAGGGCUCAUUGGUAGUGGUUUGGUCAUUGUUUCUUGGUUUCAGUGGAAAGAGCUAGGAAAUAAGUACUAUUCAUUUUGUUUUAAGAAGAAACACUACAUGAGUUUAUACUGAUACUUCCAACCCAGCUCAGGAGUACAGGGUUUGUCAUGUAACCUCAUUGAUCUUACAUCUGCUCUUCUCUCUCUCAUUCUGAAGACCUCCUUCUCAAAAUCACCAAAAUAAUUAUACAUUGUUUUAAAUCCUCAGAAUAACAAUGCAAUGAUAACAAAAUUAUCAUCCAAAAAUUACUGAAAACAGUUAAGAUUUUUCUUUCUCAGUUCUUUUUGUCCUUAGGGUUUAUGCUAUUAGGGACAUACAAUCAAAUAACUUGGAAUAGUUCCUCUCUCUGUGGUUAUGCCCCAAGCUUGAAUCAGGGUUAUGGUUAUUCACUUUGUUUUGCUUAAAUUUUUAGAGAUUGCUUUUUUAUUUUAAUUUUUAAAAGUAAUUGUGUAAACUGUUUACAUGGUUCCAAAGUCAAAUUCACAAAAUGAGCUGUAAUCAGAGAAGUCUAUAUACUAACCCAGUCCCCUCCACCCUACGUCCUCCUUCUACCAUAGAUAAUCAAGUUUUUUCCAUUUUACCCUUCCAUUUAAAAACAUAUAAACACAUGAUAAAUGAUAGCAUACUAAUUCAUUUCACACUUUCCUUGAUCUUGCUUUUUUUCCUUAACAAUAUAUUGAAUAUUAUCCCAUAGAACCAGAUAGAAUGUUCUCCUAUAAAAUGCUCCAUUAUGAGGACAUACCAUUGUUUAUUCAACCAGUCACCCUUGAUUGACAUUUGGGUUGUUUCCGGUCCUUUGCUAUUAAAAUACUGCAACGAUAUGCACUUGCCUUUUUGCAUUUUUGCCUCUCUGUCUCUAGGGCCAAUUUUUCCUCCAUAAGGAUUAUACUACUUUCUAUCCCCACGAACAGUGUAUGAAAGUUUGUGUCCCUAAAACCAAAGAAGGCCCCAGUGGUGUCCCCAGUUCUCACAUCUAUGCAUCCACCAGACUCUGCUUUGGAAGGACGGAGAAGCCUGAAUGGAGGGCUGUUCCACAGCUAGCCCACCCACCGGUCCUGGACUUCUGAGUAGCAAUCAGCAUUCACUAGGAAGACAAGAGGGACAAGCCAACUGGAUCACAGGCUCCUGAGGGAUGGAAGGUUAGCUAGGUUUAAAAAAACCAUCUUAUUUUGAAAAUGUCAUACUUACAACACUAGCAAACUAAAAGGAAAAUAAGCCGAAAACAGAAUAUCACUGCAUGGUCACAAUAAACUGCAUGGUCA
This is a messenger RNA of Globicephala melas (long-finned pilot whale), 5267 nucleotides long. RefSeq names its product fibulin 7 (gene FBLN7). Lineage: Eukaryota; Metazoa; Chordata; Mammalia; Artiodactyla; Delphinidae. The record is from RefSeq and is a predicted model, not a curated record. Gene Ontology annotation, molecular function: calcium ion binding.